AUGUUAACUAAAUUUGAAUCGAAAUCAGCACGUGUGAAAGGUUUAAGCUUUCACAGUAAACGUCCAUGGAUUUUAGCAUCACUUCAUUCAGGUAUAAUUCAAUUAUGGGAUUAUCGUAUGAAAACAUUAAUUGAUAAAUUUGAUGAACAUGAUGGUCCUGUACGUGGUAUACAUUUUCAUAAUGCACAACCAUUAUUUGUUAGUGGUGGAGAUGAUUAUAAAAUAAAAGUUUGGAAUUAUAAAACACGUAAAUGUUUAUUUACAUUAUUGGGUCAUCUUGAUUAUAUUCGUACAACAUUUUUUCAUCAUGAAUAUCCAUGGAUUAUAUCAGCAAGUGAUGAUCAAACAAUUCGUAUAUGGAAUUGGCAAUCAAGACAAUGUGUUUGUGUUAUGACAGGACAUAAUCAUUAUGUUAUGUGUGCACAAUUUCAUCCAACUGAUGAUCUUGUUGUAUCAGCAUCACUUGAUCAAACUGUUAGAGUUUGGGAUAUUUCUGGUUUAAGAAAAAAAAAUGUUUAUUCAUCACCAGAUACAAUUCAAUCACAAAUUCAACGUACUACAGGAACACCAGAUUUAUUUGGACAAGCUGAUGCGAUAGUAAAACAUGUAUUAGAAGGACAUGAUCGUGGUGUUAAUUGGGCAACAUUUCAUCCAACAUUACCAUUAAUUGUAACAGCAGCUGAUGAUCGUGUUGUUAAAUUAUGGCGUAUGAAUGAAAAUAAAGCUUGGGAAGUUGAUACAUGUCGUGGACAUUAUAAUAAUGUAUCAUGUGUUAUUUUUCAUGCAAGACAAGAUUUAAUUUUAUCAAAUGGUGAAGAUAAAUCAAUUCGAGUUUGGGAUAUGACUAAACGGUUUGGUUUAUUUUAA
Molecule: messenger RNA, 867 nt
Organism: Rotaria sp. Silwood2
Lineage: Eukaryota; Metazoa; Rotifera; Eurotatoria; Philodinida; Philodinidae
Source: the annotation of a GenBank genome assembly